Cynoglossus semilaevis (tongue sole) is the source of this 2073-nucleotide messenger RNA. Its product is annotated as growth arrest-specific protein 1-like. The record is from RefSeq and is a predicted model, not a curated record. Lineage: Eukaryota; Metazoa; Chordata; Actinopteri; Pleuronectiformes; Cynoglossidae. The coding region runs from base 369 to 1124 and encodes 251 amino acids. The transcript has a single exon. Gene Ontology annotation, biological process: regulation of cell cycle.
CAGUUGCAGGAACCUAAUCAGCCCAUCAGCAGAGAGCCCGCAUCACAGAAACCUCUGCCUCCACUGGAAGCGGGUGAAAGUGAACCAGUGACUUUGUAGCAGUUUGAAAAACUUUGGAUAAGUUUGCGCUUUCAGCAGAAAUGUCUCAGUUCGGAGCCUUUCACUCAUCUAUGUGGACCAGUUUCAACAGAGAAGGCUGUGAAGACUGAUCGGCUCCUACUGAGAGUGAUUUUUAAGCCAUUAACUCGGGGAUGAUAUGAAACGGUUACAUGGAAACAGCUUUUACGCAGCGUGAUGGGAGUACAGAGGCGUCUGGAGUCCGACGCUAACAUCGAUUUUCGCUGGAAUUUGCACCUCGUGCCGUGUUGAUGGAGCGGGCUUUGGUUUCCAUAUGCAGUGUGUUGCUUCUCACCAACUGUUUAUGUGUGUACGGAGCUCCCAAACACACCCAUCGGCUGGUCUGCUGGAAAGCCAUCCUCAAGUGUCAUGGAGAGCCGGAGUGCCAUUACGCGUACGACCAGUACCUCUACGCCUGCUCGCCUGUCCUCAGCGGGGAACGCAAGAAGUGUCCCAGCCACUGCAUCUCUUCUCUGAUCCAGCUCAACUUAACCCAGAGCGGCCCGGCUCUGGAGGACUGCGACUGCGCCCAGGACCCUGUAUGCAGGAGCACCAAACAAGCCAUCGAGCCGUGCCUGCCGCGGGCCAGCAACAUGGGCUGCACUGAGGCUCGGCGGCAGUGCGAGAUGGACCCGUCUUGCAGGGGUGCUAUGAGGGAUUAUUUAUAUCACUGCCGAAAACUGUUCGGAGGAGAAAAGUGCUCGGAUAGCUGCCGCAGGGUGAUAGCCAGCAUGCGCACGAUCCCCAAGGCGCAGCAGCUGGACACAUGUGUGUGCGACGGCACGGAGAGGAACAUAUGUGAGUACAUCAAGGUCAGCAUGAAAACGUUCUGCUCUGAUUCCAGCGACAGGUUCGCGGGGAGCGGAUUCUCGGACAUAGAGGACGACGAGGAUGAUUACGUCGAACCGGAGGAUUACAUAUGCGUGGAGAACUCUAGUAGCUCCACACUUUAUCAGAGUUUCCCCAAACUCCUGAGCACCAUUUUGAUUUUUGCCACACUUGUGUGACAAAUGCUUCUUUUUUUCUGUUUUGUUUUGUAUAGUACACUAAAAUUUCAAAUAGUCAUACCUGCCAUUAAAAUAAUAAUAAUGAAAGAACAACUUAAACAUGCCUUUAGCAGUCUGCGCAAUUUGGCAUUUGUUUCUUACGUAGAUGCAACAUAAAGCUAUGUUGGCAGAGUCAAUGGUAAAGUAUAUUGUAUAAAAUAUAAUUUAAAGAGAUUUGCACUGCAGUUGAGUCCCACGUUGUGUCCACAGAGGAGAAAGUUAUUUUAUUAUUAUUUUAAAGUGCCUGACAGUCGCCAUGUUUUGUUCUGUUUUGUUAAGCAGUAAAUGGCCAAAUCUGUGAAAGUCGUUUUCCCACAUGUGCUGAGGGUUUCUCCACAACCCCUUCAUUAAAAACCAAAGUUGAUAUAAGCCACCGAAUCCCUUCUUAAACUGCGGGCAUGUUCGUGCCCAAAAAUGUAUCUCGGUAGAAAGACACACUUGACCUUGUAAACACGGAUGUUUGCCUUAGGUCUAAUCUGUUAGUCCCUGGGAGCUGUUCAAACAGAGCGGAGGAAGCUAAACUGAAGCUACGGUGAAGCUAAACUGAAGCUAAGCUCCACCUGCUGGGGAUUAGCAGCACAAAUGACUCCAAAUGUGUUAAAUCAGUUUACUUUAACUCAUCUGUUGAAGUCGUAAAUGAGAAUAAAUGUGAUUCUCUGAACAUCUAAUCAAAAAUAAAUAAAUUAGCCUAUUUAAGUUUGUUUGUGUUUUUUUCUCUCAAGAUUUUAACUUGUGGUAAAUGUCUUAAUCACAUACAGAAAGAAGCCAUUAUUAUCACGGCAGCAUAUUCUUUUUCCUCAAUGUGUGUGUGUUUUUUAUAAUGAACCCAUGUGGUGAUUCAUGCCCAGGACUUGCUGAAGGGAUUGGACAUUAUAUUCUACACAGUGUUAUUAAAACCAUACAGCAAUCA